AUGGACCAACAGCCUCUCUCACCUCCGGCAGAGCCCGAACCAUCUUCAACAGCAAACCCUCCCUCAAACGCACCAGUCCCGCUUGACUCCCCCCUUCGCACAACACCCAUCCACCCAUGCCUCCCCGAUAUUCGCGUCCCAAGCUCGCCCCUAAAACCAUACCAGUACGACCCAGUCACCUGCACCCCCAUAGAUCUCAAGUCUGACUCGAUCCGAUCCCAAUUCGACCACCUUCGCACCGAAUACCCAUCCCCUAGCGCGGCGCUGAAAGCGCAAGAGCAAGUAGCCAAGGAAGCGAAGCGGAAGAUCGAGGAGGCGGAGAAGAAGCGCGAGGAGGUGCAAAAGGCCAUGGACAAGAAGGUUAAGGAGCGAGAUACGGAGAUGAAGGUGCUAUCGAAGUAUCAGAAGGUUAGGGGCUUGAAUAUUCCGUCUUGA
Messenger RNA from Aspergillus lentulus, 435 nucleotides. RefSeq lists its product as uncharacterized. Lineage: Eukaryota; Fungi; Ascomycota; Eurotiomycetes; Eurotiales; Aspergillaceae. The record is from RefSeq and is a predicted model, not a curated record.